AUCUGGCCCCACCGUACGAAUAUUUCCAGUACCAUCUAGCAGGAAGGAUCCGCAUUUUAUGCAAUGUGUAGUGGCGAGAACAUCCCCAGCGGGGUCCGGGUAAUGCAAAAUGCGAGUUCUAGAUGCGUGAAGGGCCGCAAGUGCUGGGGAUACUUGCUGCAAAGUAAAUGGAAUAGAUAGUUGGAACUUGGAUGUAGCUGCAAUCGGAGGGCCUUGCUGGGUUUGCAUGGUCGGAGGCAAACACUGUGGGCGCCAAUAAACUGCUACCUGAAUAAGGCGAUUGUAUCCGAGAAAGCUGCUUCUUUUUCUUCUACCACCAACAUCGCAACCGUUGAGCUGUUGCUCGACAUUCAUAUUCCUUUCGAAAUGAUUUCCACCCACCGUUCGCAGAGUUCAUUUAGCUCAAGAAGACCGAGCAUAUCAAAUCCCAUCCCAGCAGAUCGUUUUGUACCAUUAUCUCCUCCAGCAACCAAGAGUCCGCCGCCCACCAACACCACAACCACCGCUCCAAGUCCUCCGCGUUCUCGUUCAGCACUCGCAGGGUCGAUGGCUCGCAAUUGGCUUGCCCGUGCAUCUUCGUCAAGUUCAGGGAGUAGCGGGAGCGGCGCUCCGUAUGCGCCUUCAAAGCCUGUGCGGAUUUCAGAGCCCAAACUUAGCAGCGCGUUCGAUUCAAUAACUCAGCAGAGGGGUGUUGUCCUGGGAUCGGGUGCUAUCGUUGUCCGUACACCUCAAGAAGCCCUGGCUGGAUCCAGUGUCUCAGUUUACGACGACGAAGACGAUACUCCCACUACUCAAACCGCGCCGAGAUCAACAGAGCACUAUCAGUUGCCUGCGUCGCCUACCAGUCCCCCGUUACCACCUAUCCCCGACUUUGAAGAUGACGAGGAAGAGGAAGGAAAGGAACCUGAGCAGGAAUAUAGAGAACGAACCCAAUCUCGAUCCUCCACUCCGUCGCGACCUACGCGUGCACCACCCCCGAUUCCAAUCGAAGAAAAUGCACCGGUUACAUCACCUCCACUCAGCCUGCGGCCUUCGCUUAAAUCGUGUUCCCCUCCCAACUCUGAGUAUUUCCCUCCAGUUCCAGCGCUCCCCGCCAACGUACCGCCCUCUCCUCCACAAAUGCCCUUCGAGCCGAUCUUGCUUUCACCAGCGCCUGUAGGAACGAUCGAUCCAAGCAAGAUCAUUGUUUCCGUUGAGACAUGCACGAAUACAUUCCGCACCACGCUUCAGACAUUGACUUCACGUCCAUCUUUCCUUUCGACGUACCUCAAGUCAUUGUUGCCAUCAAAGGAGGGAGAUGACGAUGAAGUGUCAGUUCGGAGUGCGGCAGACAGUGCCUUCAAUUCCAUCUUCCACCAUCACCUCACGUCUUCGGGCUUGUUGACCCAAACCUCGACAAACAUACAUAUAUUCCUGGAUCGGCCAAGUGCUCCAUAUGCACAUGUCUUAACGUACCUUCGCACACCACCAUCGACUCCAGAGCAUCCUGCCAUUCUUCCUCGCGCCGUGCAACUUAACUCAUCUUCCAAUUCUCGUUUGGAAGCCCUUCUCGAGCUCAGAGACGAGGCACGAUACCUAGACCUCGAUGAACUAUAUAAGCUCUGCACUGAUGAGAUUCGCGUCCGUCAAGACAGUCACAGGAACAACAUGUUAGGCUUGCACACGCAUUCCCGUGCAAUGAGCAAUGCUAGCAUGAUGAGCGGCCGAAGUCUAGGCACCUUGCGCGAAACUCCAGAGCAUGAGACAGAGGUUAGCGAGAUGGGGGAGAGAAAACUUGCGAGGACGCGGUCGAGGGAUUCAGGUUUAGGUUCUGGAAGUCCUCCUUCAACGCAUGCAAAGAGCCCGAGUCCAAGAAAUAGCGAGAGCCCCGACAUCUGGAAUUCUUCGCCACCUGUUAUGGUGAACGCGAGUGCUCUGCAGCAGCGGCUACAGUUGACGGGAAGGGGGCGAAGUGAAACCCGGAAGGAGGCAGUCGCAUCGAGCAGUACGCGACCAGUGGGGAGAUGGCUAUGAGCUUAUCAGUAAUUAUCUUUCGGCGGGUAUUCACUCGACUUUGAAAGUUCUUUCAUGUCUAUCAUGUCUGUCCACGAUCAUUAACUCUCUUAUUCGUACCGGUAUUUGUCUUCAAUUUUUCCCUCCAACACUCCUUGACACAAACACUACUCACCUUCAUUACGUUUUAUCUCCUAUGCAUGCAUACUGUAGCCCUAGAUAUUCGUUGUAUAUAGCAUCCAGCAAUGAUCACGAAAUUCUCACCUGUUCACCUUAUACAAAUCUUCAGAAAAUGAUAUCACGGGGACAACAACACAUAAGAUUGAUUCGA
Messenger RNA from Somion occarium, 2323 nucleotides. Lineage: Eukaryota; Fungi; Basidiomycota; Agaricomycetes; Polyporales; Cerrenaceae. The record is from the annotation of a GenBank genome assembly.